GUCUAUCCCGGGGUACCGACGGAGCUUGAAGCAUAUAUCGACGGCGACGGAGUCAUUUUCAUUUAUAAGAACCUCAAAGACUCAUUUUGUUGUGUUGUGCAAGGAUUUCGGCAAAAAUUUCGCUACGGAUAGUCUUCUAGAGUCUAGUAGAAUACCUUUCAACAGUUGUUUGCGAGUUUGCGUGCCAAUGUUAUCUUUACUCGCACCAAUUAAACUAUCAUUCAUAACCUUUAAAUAUGCUGUGUUUCGAAGGAGCAAUUUGAGGGGAUAAUCCUUUGUGAGAAUUCAGGAAUCUUGAAAGGAAUCGCUGGUAUCUGCUAAGGUACCUAUAGUGCAGAAUUCAAAGGCUCUACAAAAAUUUACAGCAAUGGAGUGCCUGGUUGCAAAUGUUGAUCACCUUGUUUUUGAUAUAGAAAGGGCACUAGAAGAACAGUAUGGAGCUCUUCCACUACCAUUCCCUGGAAUGGAUAAAUCAACAGCUGCUGUUUGUCAAUUUUAUGCAGCAGUAGGAUGUGGGAAGGGUCCUCAGUGUCCUUUUAGUUCUCAAGCCAAAUCUUGAGACUAGAGAGUCUUCUCAUUCCCCCUUUCCCCAAAGGGCGCCCAUGAAUCCAGCAGAAGAGUUUUUCUCUUCCUUACUCUCAAUAAGUCUAUAGUAACGCAAGGCAUGUGCGUGGAGACCGUACGAUUGUAUGCAAGCAUUGGUUGCGAGGUCUAUGCAAAAAAGGUGAUCAAUGUGAAUUCUUGCAUGAAUAUGACAUGACAAAAAUGCCCGAGUGUUAUUUUUACUCACGUUUCAAUGCCUGCCACAAUAAAGAGUGUCCAUUCUUGCACAUCGAUCCUGAAAGUAAAAUCAAAGAUUGUCCAUGGUAUGAUAGAGGAUUCUGCAGACAUGGUCCACACUGUAGGCAUAGGCAUGUCAGAAGAGUGCUUUGUACAAAUUAUUUGGCGGGAUUCUGCCCUGAUGGACCCAAAUGUAAAUACAUGCAUCCAAGGUUUGAACUACCUGCCCCACCAGAUCAGAAUAUGAAAGAUCCAAAGAAACAACCUGUUAUUAUUUGUCAUUUCUGUGGAGAACAUGGACACAAAGCUAUCCAUUGUAACAAAAUGGUAGAUCCCACAAAGGUGCAAUUUAUCCAAGAAGACAGACAUCCUGGUGAGAAUGAGGGCCAAGGUGGCUCAUUUUUGCACCAAAAACUCAUGCCCAAAAAGUUGGAGGAUGUUACCUGCUACAAAUGCGGCACCAAAGGUCAUUAUGCCAACAGGUGUCCUAAAGGGCAUUUGGCGUUCUUGUCACAGUCGAAAAAUCGCGAAUCUAAUAGUCUUCAGAUUGACAACAAUGGGCCUCAUUGAUUUGUAUUGAAUAAAGUGUAAUUGGUUUUAAUACGUAUUUUAAUUAUUUAUGUACAUAUAUAUGAAGUUGAGUCAUUAAUUUUCAGAUAAUGAUUGUAGAAGGAAGAUAAACCAAAAUAUGUGUG
Messenger RNA from Acanthoscelides obtectus, 1475 nucleotides. The record is from the annotation of a GenBank genome assembly. NCBI's taxonomy places the organism in Eukaryota, Metazoa, Arthropoda, Insecta, Coleoptera, Chrysomelidae.